Messenger RNA from Eurytemora carolleeae, 1905 nucleotides. Its product is annotated as mucin-5AC. Lineage: Eukaryota; Metazoa; Arthropoda; Copepoda; Calanoida; Temoridae. The record is from RefSeq and is a predicted model, not a curated record. The transcript is spliced from 3 exons. Bases 234 to 1349 code for a protein of 371 amino acids.
AAAGGCGACCUCAGAAUCCGAUUUCUCAGAUAAAAAAGGAAUCAUCAACUUUGCCAUCCUUUAUUCCAUCAUCACCGAUAGUAGAUAUAUCAUCAUCUUCCUCAUCUUCAUCAUCUUCUUCUUCAUCUUCUUCAGUAUCGUCCGGUUCAGUUUCUUCCUCAACAGCUUUAUCGCGCCCUGCGCUGAGCUGGCUUCAGUUCUUGGCAAAUAAAUCUAAAAUAAAAGAGCAAGCAAUGUUGAAAACAGAUGGCACAAAUACAACACAAGGUAUCAUAAAUAUCCAUAUUUCUCAAAUCCAUCCAACCAAAGAUGAGCCAAGCUUUCAGAAAAUAACAUCAUCAGUAUCAACUGCAACACCUUUAGAUGAUACAGAAGUGGAAAUAGCAACAACACGAUUCAUUCCUUGGAGCUGGGUUGAUAUCAUUACUAUAACUGAUUCUCCUGGAAAUACUCAUGAAGUAAGUUCACAUUCGUCAACAACAGAUACUAUCAUAGAACCUACUGGGUUUACUCAGGGGGGUUCUAAACCUACCUCAGAGAACUCAAAACCAACUGUUAAUGAAACACCUGAAUCCACUGAUGAACCUUCUCCUGGUAUCACUGAACCCACAAGCAUUGAAACAUCUGAAUCCACUGAACCUUCUCCUGGUAUCACUGAACCCACAAGCAUUGAAACAACUGAAACUACUCCUGGAGUACUAAAACCAGAAAUUACUACAGAAGAUUUAGAGCCUGAUCUUGAACUAGAAACUGAACCUGGAACUUCAGCUGGAUUAGAAAUCAUUUCUUCAGGUUCAGAUCAAUCAAAUGAACUAAAAGGUAAACCUCUGUCACAAAGCUCCUUCUAUCCUCAAAAUGCAGCCUGGGAGGUUGAAGCAGUUGUUACAACGAUUCUUCCGAUAACAACACCCUCAGAUGUUCAAUCAACACUACUGCCAACAACUCCAGAAACAACAACUUCGUUGACAUCUAUUCCAAGUGAAGAAACAACGACUUUGAUAGAGGAAACAACAACAGGUAUAAUAGAAGAAACAACAGUACUCAUGACAGAAGAAACAGUAACAAAAGUAACUCUUUCAGAAGAAUUAGGAACUCCUACAGAAGAAACAGUAACUGUUACUGAGGAAACAGGAACUUUAAUUGAAGAAACAGACACGGUUACUUUUACCGUGGAAGCAUCAACUCCUACAGCUGAAACAACUAGUGUAUUCACGAAACAGAGCUUAGAGGAGGAGCUGGAGAAGUUAAUUGAUCAUAAUACUAAGCUGGUUGAUAUUAUCAGAGCAACUUUGCAGGUUCAAUUCACACUAUUUUCCAGGAUUAUCAGCUAUAUUCUACCAUCUAGCUGAUAAACAUUAUCUAUAGCUUCAUAAUCAGCUAUAUUUUACCAUCUAGCUGAUACACAUUCUCUAUAGUUUCAUAAUCAGUCACAUUCUAUGCUAGCUGAUAUACAUUCUCUAUAGUUUCAUAAUCAGCUAUAUUCUACAAUCUAGCUGAUAAACAUUCUCAAUAGUUUCACAAUCAGCUAUAUUUUACCUUAUAGCUGAUACACAUUCUCUAUAGUUUCAUAAUCAGCGAUAUUCUACAAUCUUGCUGAUAAACAUUAUCUAUAGUUUCAUAAUCAGCUAUAUUCUACAAACAUUAUCUAUAGUUUUAUAAUCAGCAACUUUCUCCCAUCUAGCUGAUAGACAUUAAAAAUAAAAAAAUCAGCUUGACCUUCAUUGUCUUUCAUUAAACUGAUCUAUAACUGUUAAUCAUUAAUUUCAGUCUUCUGCUGAUCUAUUUUAUUUGGAUAGAUUGGCUCACUUUACCCCUCUAUCUCCUGAUUUAAAUAGAUAUUUUCUAAUUUUGGUAAUUUUGUAAUCUUUUAAUUUAGUUUGAUUAGUUUAGAAAUGUAGCUGAUAU